GGGAAUCGCCCCGGGCCACAAACAAAUGCACAUGUGCUCCAGCAGCUGAUCGGGGGAACUGCGCCGCUGCCCAUGCGCCGUGGCCCGCGAGGCGCGAGGACCCACAACAAAGACGGCUGCGGGUCAGUCGCGAGUGCAGGGUGAGGGAGGUGGCUAGUCAUGCCUUUCCUGUCGCGAGAUUGGCGUUCGCCUGGGGAGGAGUGGGUGAAGACUGAAGAAGGAUGGGAACAAAAGAAAAUAUUGGAAUGCGGAAACUCUCCGCCAAGGUCACUGAAUUCGUCGCUUGAUGAAGAGGACAAAGACAGGUCGACAGACUCACCGUCCAGGUGUUCCUCUGAUGAAGACAAGGAGAAUGCCUGCGUCCGGGGCGGUGGCCAGCCCACCAAGUCGCUUCCCCGUCCCAUCCCGACCCCUGGUCUGGCUCAACGUAAAUCAAAUGAUUCGUCCGGCAUCAACUACUCCCCUCCGCCGCACUGUCAGAUCACCGUCAAACCGUCACGAGAGGUGGGCGGCUACACGGGCUUCAGCGACGUCAUCAAGCGACUCGACUUCAAGUCUGCGCUGCACGACGCGCGUCGCUUCAACUACGUGUGCAAGCUGCUGGAGCUGCUGAUUAACGAGAGUGUGAUGUCGCUCUCCGGUACUGCCCAGAAGGUUGUCUUCUCACUGCUGGAGGAGCUCGCCCAUACCGUGUCACACAACAAGUCGAACCUGCGCGUGCUGAACCAGAUGCUGGAGAACCUGAAGGCGAUGUUGAUGGAGUACUACUGCUUUGGCCAGCAGCUGGGCUCGUCACCGCUCUGGGAGCAGCACCACCAGGCCAUCAGCCGUAUCCGGGCGGUGGCUCAGCAGAUCCGUCUGGACGGCGGGCCGGCGCCGUUCGCCCUACACCGCCUGCCUCCCGAGUGUCUGCGCGAGGUGGUGCUGCGGCUCAACGACCACCGCGACCUGGCCAGCUCGGCACAGGCCUACCGCGUGCUGGCAGAGAUUGCUGAGGAGAGCCGCAUCUGGCGGCAGCUGUGUCAGUACCACUUCAGCGGCGCGCAGAUCCAGGCCCAGCUGGUGGCUACUGGGGUCCGGUCGGCCUCGGCACCGCCCACCGAGCUCACUGCGGCCACUGUCGACUGGCAGGCGCUGUACCACCGCCUGCGGCGCCUGCACGGUCUGCGGGAGGAGUACGCCGAGAUGGUGCACCUGUGCCGCGCGUGCCGCUGUCUCUUCUGGAAGCCGCUCGGCCACCCGUGCUCGGUGAACUUGGCCCGCCUGCCGGCAGACGAGCGCGACCGCUACUGCGUGCCCAUCCCGCCGCUCACCUUCCUCACAUUCUUCUCACUGUGAGCGCCGGAGGUGAGAGCGGAGAGGGGCGAACGGUCGGCUCACAGCGAACGGCGAAACGAGUGACUGAGGAGAUAAGGAAAAUUGAUAAGUAUGGCGGAGAAAGAUGAGAAAUUUGAAACUUUGAUGGUACCGUCCUGAAAAUUUGAGUUUGCUUACCGUCCAAAGACUCUUUCAACCGCGAGCUUGUUGAGUCACCAAACUUUCGGAGCUGGAAGGCGAAACGUCAUCACAAAUUCAUCGAUUCUCCUGAAGUCGAAUAGUUCCAACAUCGCGAGGUUAGUUGCUGUGGAAAGCGGGAGGAGCCUGAGAUAUACUCUGCUGGGCCGGUCGAUGGCUGCCUCACAGGCAGCAACGGGUGAUAGUGACGUCAUCGUUGUCAAAAUGACGUCAUCAGUUGAGAGAAUGGCGUCGUUGGAUGAACCUCCUUGGCGAAGGACGUUUUCCUCGAGAUGUUAUAUUUUACGAGCAUGUGAAGUGGACGGCUGCAUUUUAAUGUUUUAAUGCUGUUUUCUUUCAUAAGGUUUUCAGUGGUAAUGGUUGCAUUUUCUCUGUUCUUGUGAGUUUUGCAUUGCGUUCUUCCUUUUAGCAGAUGCAAGAGUGUUCUUUGAUCCAUGGCGCAGCUACUUAGCUUUCGAUGUGAUCUGAUGUGCAUUUCGUGCGUGCGUUGUAUUCAUCAGCAAUAUUUUAGUCUCGUUUGCAGUUGGUUUGUGUCAGUUGGUGAUCGUUCCGGCUCGGAUUGUGUCACUAGUGUCACAGUGUCAGUGACUGUGCGUUCCGCCGCAGACGAGGCAGGUCGGACACAAGGUACGCGUCCCGACCAGCCCUCAGCAAGCGGGAGGGACUUUUGUCAAGCCAGGAUCGGGAUGUGGUAUGUUUAACGCCGGUAGGCCGGGCAGGCCCUGGCUCAGACUAGAGCCGGCGGACUGCAGUCUCCGCCGCGGGAUCCAGGGGGUCAUGGUGUCCUGCUGUAGGGCGGGGACCGUAGGGAGUCAUUGUGACGUGUCCUCCCUCAACAGCUGGUGCUACGUAGAGAUUCGUCAGGCGUCCCGAGCCGCACUGAAGUCAUAGUCGUAGGGUAGCGCGAAUGUGUUGUUAGUUUUGAACCACUUUCGGUUUUGGUGCACUAAUACGCAAUUCAUUCUUUUUUCAGGUGCAAGUUGAAGUGAAAAUCGUUCAAUACUAACAACGUUGCGCGGUGUUAGCUUUAAGUGCGUACGACGCCUGUCCACACUAGAGAUCUAUAUCGGAAUAUGCAAUAUGCUCUAUUCUUGUCCAGUGUCGUGCAGUCUGGUGAUGCAUAAUGGACUCCAGUGCCGGUGGCAGAGUCCGUAGCGGCCAGCGCUGGCUGCCUCACAGUCACAGUCGGUGUCGAGGGGGCUGGUCGCGCAGUGAUGUCCGCCGCCAGCCGCCCCAGCCCGACCCGUACCGGCUAGUUCGUGUGGUGAUAACGAGUGUUCGCGCGAGGCCGGGCCGAGAAUCUAUUUUUACGCAAUAUAUCUGUCAGAACGUG
Amphibalanus amphitrite is the source of this 2848-nucleotide messenger RNA. RefSeq names its product F-box only protein 32-like. Bases 160 to 1338 code for a protein of 392 amino acids. Gene Ontology annotation, molecular function: protein binding. Gene Ontology annotation, cellular component: nucleus; cytoplasm; SCF ubiquitin ligase complex. Gene Ontology annotation, biological process: protein ubiquitination. The transcript is spliced from 7 exons. Lineage: Eukaryota; Metazoa; Arthropoda; Thecostraca; Balanomorpha; Balanidae. The record is from RefSeq and is a predicted model, not a curated record.